AUGGCGUCGCAAAGCCCCCCCGCUUUGCCGGUAAGGCCGCUUGCUUCGCCGGGUAGCGGUCAUAUUGAGCCUGUUUGGCUAGACGUUUCCACGGUUGAGGAGGUCAUCGAAUACAUCAUCAGCGCUCGCCACCGCGGCAGCGAGUCGAUUCUUAGCUUCCAGUGGCAGGCAGACAGACUCGACCAUCUUUUUGAACAACUGGACACCCGACUGAUCGCACUCGACGAAAGAAAAAUCCGCCGAUUCGAGUACGACUACGAAUCUAGUACCGUACAUAUCGACAUCAUGGGCGAAUCCGAGCUCCAUUAUCAGGUUCAAGCUGGCCUUCGAGACUACAUCAAAAACCGUCUUGCAGAGCGUAUUGCCACCACGGAUGAUCCCACGAUUCGCCGCCUAAUGCAGUCUGUCGAAGAGAGGGGUACCUUUAACAUUCUAUACGAAAGGAAGAUCCAUAAACAAGCCGAUGUUUCGCUCGGCCAGGCGGGCGCCCUGCCAUCUUUGGUUUGCGAGGUCUCGUAG
This is a messenger RNA of Podospora pseudocomata, 519 nucleotides long. RefSeq lists its product as uncharacterized. The transcript has 2 exons. The coding region runs from base 1 to 519 and encodes 172 amino acids. NCBI's taxonomy places the organism in Eukaryota, Fungi, Ascomycota, Sordariomycetes, Sordariales, Podosporaceae. The record is from RefSeq and is a predicted model, not a curated record.